AUGGUUGAUAAAGACCAGGCUGAAAUCAAUGCUAUCCGAAAGGUAUUCAACGAGUCACAUGUUCUCCUUUGUUGGUACCAUGUAACCCAAGCAGUAACUCGCUGGCUGUCAAGAUCUGAAUCUGGAGUGAGUGGACCUGAAAAUGCAGAUUCAAGAGCACACAUCAUGCAGUUAAUGUCGGAGCUGAAAUCCUGUUCCACGGAACAUGAAUUCAAGAAAAAAGCUGAGACGUUUCACUGCCAGUUUAAGAACUUAAAAGAUGUCUGCAAGUACUUUAGGAACCACUGGGAGCCAAUUGGACUUCUGUGGUCUAAAUUCGGAAGAUGUUAUAAGCAUGGAGACUCAGAAACAAACAAUCUAAUAGAACGCUUCUUCCACCGUUUAAAAUACCAAUUCCUCUGUGGCGUCCGGAAUCGUAGAUUGGAUCAUUUGAUUGAUGUGCUACUGAACAAGACUGGCUGGUAUUUCAACAUAAUACAGGAUUUGCAGUCUGCUGGGAGGAUCUAUAACCCUCUGGAAUGUAAAAUGGAAGAAAUAAAGAAGUCUGCUCAGAGGAUGCUAGACAAUGGUUGGGACACAGCAGUUACUGCAGCUUCAACAGAAACAUACGUAUACAAUGUUCCAUCAGAAAAUAAUCCACAUGUAGUUUACCAUGUAUGCCCUGCAGAGCAGUUCUGCAAUUGUCUCGCUGGUACAAGGGGGCGUACAUGUAAGCAUCUCAUUUUAUUAAGUCUUCUCACUUGUGGUAAUGGUGAGACCUUUCCAGAUAUGGACACACAACUGCAAGCCCAUGACAACAACUUGAUUCAAAAGAAUAAGUAUAUCAUUUCUACAAAGCCUCACAAAACACUUGAGGUUGAAAUCUUAUUUGGAAGAGCAGUAUCAAAACCAUGUAUAGUGACAAAUGUAUGUGACUGCUGUACUUUCUCACAUCAUAAAAAAUGUGCUUGUCUACUACUUGCAAAGGGACUUUUAAAUGAGAUGAGUGAGAUGACAUCAAAACAUGCAAUUAACAUUUCAGUGGGGCCUAUACAUGAUGAAAUUGCAGGUGAAGAUAGGCAUAGUACAACUAUCAGGAAACUGGAAAGCAUAUUGAAGACUCUACAGACCUGGGAGAGAAUUCCUGAGGACAUUGCCCAUAAAGUCAAUGAACUUGAAGAGCAAACAAAGAAAGAAAAUAUAAACUUUAAAAGAUUUGUGCGACCUUGUGAUGAGGACAAUUCGCGUAAAAUACGCCCACUAUUUGCAAACAGAAAAAGAAAGACUGACAGAAACACUGCCUCAGAGACUAGGACAGAUGUCACAUCAAGUUUUCCUAUUAAAUCAAGAAGAAAACACAAAGCAAUCAGUGGUCCAAAAAGAUACAAAUAA
Messenger RNA from Pimephales promelas (fathead minnow), 1371 nucleotides. RefSeq lists its product as uncharacterized. The record is from RefSeq and is a predicted model, not a curated record. NCBI's taxonomy places the organism in Eukaryota, Metazoa, Chordata, Actinopteri, Cypriniformes, Leuciscidae. Gene Ontology annotation, molecular function: zinc ion binding.